Aspergillus homomorphus CBS 101889 is the source of this 1785-nucleotide messenger RNA. RefSeq lists its product as uncharacterized. The coding region runs from base 1 to 1785 and encodes 594 amino acids. Gene Ontology annotation, biological process: positive regulation of transcription by RNA polymerase II. Gene Ontology annotation, molecular function: zinc ion binding; transcription cis-regulatory region binding; DNA-binding transcription factor activity, RNA polymerase II-specific. The record is from RefSeq and is a predicted model, not a curated record. The transcript has 3 exons. NCBI's taxonomy places the organism in Eukaryota, Fungi, Ascomycota, Eurotiomycetes, Eurotiales, Aspergillaceae. Gene Ontology annotation, cellular component: nucleus.
AUGCAUAAGCUCGGCAAGAAGACUCGCUCUAGGACCGGCUGUCGCACGUGUCGAAUCCGCAAGGUCAAAUGCGACGAGGAGAAAUUGGCCGUCCCCGACCAGUCUGAACCACAAUGCAGGCGUUGCACUGCCGCCCGCAUCCUGUGCGAAUGGAAAGGUGGUCCCAUCCCCCGAACCCCUGCCUGGGGAUCUGCUUCCUCUUCCACGGUCCAGGACGUGCAGACGACAAAGCGGGUGGUUGAAUCGGACUAUGCCACACGCAAGAGCCCAGAAAGGCUCCCUCCGUCCCUUCAGAUACUCACAUUGACCUCGCCGGGGGGUACUGUCCAAGCUGCAAACUCGCUGAUGCUGUCUGGCUUUGACCGCUCGUGCAUCUCAUAUCUCCAAAAUUCCGCGCUGGUCGUGCUUCUUGGCAAGCACUGGCCGUGGUCUGCCAUGUCGUACGCGUACCACAAGAUUGCCGUCAAGGAACCCAUGGUGAUGAGCAUGCUGUUGGCGAGUACGUCCAGCGAGAUCCGUCGCUCGCAGCUUUAUGACAGUGACAACGCAGGUGCGGUCGAGGCGCUGGCGGAUUUGGGCGGUCGCACGCACUAUGGCCGGGCCCUGGCUGGUCUUCGCGGGGCAUUGAGACCGGAGGUCGAAAAAUCGUCGGACCAGCUGGAAGCCAUUUUCAUUACCCUCUGGCUGAUGAUUGACUACGAGAACCGCUUCGGGAGCGGCACCGCAGCCAUCAAUGUCCAUAUCAGAGGGAUUGAGAGUCUGCUGUUUGACCACGUCGUUCCUCUGUUGAAGCCUGCGUCUUCUACCGCAGCGAUCACUGAUGGGAGUGGAGGCGUCUUGCCGUGGGAUGCAUUGAUUGCGAAUGAAGGCAGCUCGCAGCAGACCGUGCGGGCCUCAGGUUCUUCUCCCGAGCUGACGACCAGCAAACUCCGUCACACCGCAGUACCACUCUUCCUGCUGUGGACGCUAUACUUCUUCACCCCGGGCGCUCUCUUCUCCGGGCCCGGCGCUGCCCGACUGGACGCCGACCUAUUCCGGUUCUUCAUCCAGGACGAGGCCGAACAGGCGGGCCUGACCCUGCCCGAGCUCUACCGCAUCGGCCGCCAGUCGCCCCGUCGGUUCUGGGGCGACUCCUACCCGGCCACGGCUCAGCUGGACGAUGUCGAGAAUCUGCCAGCGUUGACCCUAUACCACAAAAGCCAUGUAAUGCAGUUCAAGAUCACCGAGCUGUGGCGCCAAGGCCAGCAGGCUCUAGAACCGUCCUAUCGUCGGCUUGUCGACGAAAUCACCCUAAUUCUAGACGAGAACGAUUCCCUCAUCAACACCGCUCUAACCGCGUCAUCCUGCGACAUCUCCACCCCGAGUCGCCGUGUGAUGGAAACCGUCUUCUGGGCCACGAUCACCUUUUUCGGGACUAUUGUGUACUUCCACCUCUGUUUCAAGGAUACCCCCGCCAGCCGAUGUCACUGCACGUCGCUCCUCCCAUUGGACAAGAGCGUCAGCCAGGUAUUGGAGCUUGCACUCAAACUCCACCGCAGCCGGCCGCAUCUGAUGGUGCGCAUCAUCUGGCCGCUCUUCAUUGCGGGGAUCGCAACGCCGGAUCGCAUCUACCAAGACUGGGUGUCGAUCCGGCUGCAUGAGUUGGGCCGGUAUGGCUUGAACUAUAGUCGGGUGAGCCAGCGGUUUGAUGAGAUUAUCCAAGGGAGUGAUCCGUUUGCUACUGCUGCAGAGGGGCGAGAGAAGAUGCGGAUUGGGUCAGAGGGGUCGGGGCUAGCGGGCGAAUGA